Theobroma umbraticum is the source of this 2437-nucleotide messenger RNA. RefSeq names its product RNA helicase family protein. The record is from RefSeq and is a predicted model, not a curated record. Lineage: Eukaryota; Viridiplantae; Streptophyta; Magnoliopsida; Malvales; Malvaceae. Gene Ontology annotation, cellular component: intracellular anatomical structure. Gene Ontology annotation, molecular function: helicase activity; ATP binding; RNA binding.
AUUCAACUUUCCUAGAAGCAAGAAAACAGAGCUUAAAACGAUGGCGCAGUUCUGGAAACCGGGAACCGAGAAGCCCCGCCUCCUCGACGACGAGGAAGGCGGCGUGCUUUUCUUGUCUUCUUCUUUCUCUUCCUCUUCUUCUGGAUAUGGGUACGCGAGCAUUGAGAGGCAAAGACAAAGGCUGCCAGUUUACAAGUAUAGAACUUCUAUUCUUUAUUUGGUGGAGUCUCACGCUACUUCCAUUGUUGUUGGUGAAACGGGUAGUGGCAAAACGACUCAAAUCCCGCAGUAUCUUAAAGAAGCAGGUUGGGCUGAUGGUGGGCGUGUUAUAGCUUGCACACAACCAAGACGACUAGCUGUCCAGGCAGUUGCUUCAAGGGUAGCUGAGGAGAUGGGCGUCAAAGUUGGAGAAGAAGUUGGCUACACAAUUCGAUUUGAAGAUAUCUCUAAUCCAGAUGCUACUAGGAUAAAAUUUCUCACAGAUGGAGUCUUACUUAGAGAAAUGAUGGAUGAUCCCCUUUUGACCAAGUACAGUGUCAUUAUGGUGGAUGAGGCUCACGAAAGAUCUAUUUCAACAGACAUUUUACUUGGUCUUCUGAAAAAGAUCCAAAAGCGUCGACCUCAGCUGCGCCUGCUUAUAUCUUCUGCUACGAUCGAAGCAAAAGCAAUGUCUGAUUUCUUCCAGUCCAGCAAAAGACGUCAAGUAUCGGAAGGUGAGGAGCUUAGACCAAGGUUGGAGCCUGCGAUCCUAUCUGUUGAGGGUAGAGGGUUUAAUGUGCAAAUUCAUUAUGUGGAGGACCCUGUCCAAGACUAUGUUCAGGCAGCUGUUUCAACAGUGCUAUUGAUCCAUGACCAGGAACCAGCAGGUGAUAUUUUAGUAUUUCUUACUGGUCAAGAUGAUAUUGAUGUUGCUGUUAAGAUGCUUACUGAAGAAGCUCGAAGCAAUGGGAAAAAUUCUUCAGGGUUGAUUAUUCUGCCUCUAUACUCGGGACUUUCACGUGCAGAACAGGAUUUGGUGUUUUCUCCAACUCCUAAAGGUAAGAGAAAAGUAGUGAUAUCAACAAAUAUUGCAGAGACAUCAUUGACUUUAGAGGGAAUUGUCUAUGUUGUUGACAGCGGGUUCUCAAAACAACGAUUUUACAAUCCGAUCUCAGAUAUAGAAAAUCUUGUAGUGGCACCAAUAUCCAAGGCAUCUGCUAGACAAAGGGCUGGAAGGGCCGGUAGACUUCGACCUGGGAAGUGUUACAGACUUUAUACAGAAGAGUAUUUUGUCAAUGAAAUGUCUGCUCAAGGAAUCCCAGAGAUUCAGAGGUCAAAUCUUGUUUCCUGUGUGAUUCAGUUAAAAGCCUUAGGCAUCGAUAAUAUUUUGGGCUUUGAUUGGCCAGCAUCUCCAUCUCCUGAAUCAAUGAUCCGAGCACUUGAAGUACUUUAUUCACUUGGAGUCCUUGAUGAUGAUGCCAAACUUACUUCACCAGUUGGGUUUCAAGUUGCAGAAAUUCCACUGGAACCAAUGAUCUCAAAAAUGAUUUUAGCUUCAAAUGAGCUUGGGUGUUCAGAGGAAAUCAUUACUAUUGCUGCUGUUCUCUCCAUCCAGUCUAUCUGGUUUUCUGGUAGGGGUGUGCAAAAGGAACUGGAUGAAGCCAAAUUGAGAUUUGCUGCUGCUGAGGGUGACCAUGUUACUUUCCUGAAUAUUUACAAAGGAUUUCUCCAGUCAGGCAAAUCUUCACAGUGGUGUCAUAGGAACUUCAUAAACUAUCAUGCCAUGAAAAAAGUAAUGGAAAUCAGAGAACAACUCAAAAGAAUAGCACUGAGGUUGGGCAUUGUCUUGAAAUCUUGUGAAAGAGAUAUGCAGUCAGUGAGAAAGGCAGUCACUGCUGGGUUUUUUGCUAAUGCAUGUCGUUUGGAGGCUUUCAGUCAUAGUGGGAUGUACAAGACUAUUAGAGGUUCCCAAGAAGUUUAUAUUCAUCCAUCGUCUGUGUUGUUCAGAGUCAAUCCAAGGUGGGUUAUAUACCAUUCUCUUGUCUCCACUGACCGGCAAUACAUGCGCAAUGUCAUCUCCAUAGAUUCUUCUUGGUUAACUGAAGCUGCACCGCAUUUUUAUCAGCAGCAGCAGCAGCAGCUCAAUCCCAUUAUCCACUGACUGCCUUUAAAACUGGUGGAACAAGGCAGCUCAUCCAUUUGAUCGCACUGAGGGUUUGACUGUAAAUCUUAAACGGACGUAGAUAUUCUAUCUGCAAUUUGAGAGAGUAUAUAUCUUGAUAUUUGACUUGCAGUAGCCUACUGUGGUUGUGUUACAUUCAUUUACUUUAUCUUUCGUUCCUUCUAUUUGUUGGAUAACAUUUUCUAAUCUUUGGAAGUAGUCAACAAUGUGGAAGCCUUGGAGGAUGAAAAUCUCUUAACGAGGUCUUCUUGCUAAGUUGAGGUUCCGUGUUCUGAA